AUGAACCGAACUAUCGCUAAGAAGGUUAGGUAUUUGAGGUUGAAUGUAGGGCUUCCAAAGCAGUUCUGGGCAGAGGCAGUAAACAUGGCGGUCUACCUCAUCAAUAUACCGCCAAGGAAGACUCUUGAGGGGAUGGUUGCUCAAGAGGUUUGGACUGAGGUAGAUAUUGAUCUAUCUAACUUCAGGAUUUUUGGGUGUUCAGCUUACAUGCUUAUACCAAGCGAUGAGAGGUCAAAGCUGUAUUCGAAAUCCAAGAAGAACAUCUUUCUAUGCUUUGAGAAAGGUGUGAAGGGCUUCAAGUUAUGGGAUUAUGAGGCUAAGAAGAGGAUUUUCAGUAGAGAUGUGGUGUUCGAUGAACAGUACAUGGUGGAGCAGGCAAGGUCAGAAAAGAUUGAUCAGCAGGACGAGCAGGAGGAAGCAAAAGAGGAAGAUGUUGCAGGCAGACCCAAGAGGGUCAAAAAAGUGAAAUAUGAUUUUGAAGACAUGGUCGGUUGUGCUCUUUUAGUUGAAUCAGAUGUUCCAUUGACUUAUAAGGAGUCUAUUGUUAGUCUGGAUAAGGAGGGCAAGAAGGCGAUUGGAUGCAAGUUGGUUUUCAUUAGAAAACCAGGAAUGUCUGAGAAGGAGUUUCUGAAGUUCAAGGCAAGGUUGGUUGCAAAGGGGUAUUCACAGAGGAAGGGAGUAGAUUAUGAUGAGAUUUUCUCUCAUGUUAUUAGACACACUUCAAUUCGAAUUGUGCUUAGUUUGGUAGCUAGUUGGGAUAUUCAUUUUGAACAGAUGGAUGUGAAGACAGCUAAACUCCAUGGAGAUUUGGAGGAAGAGAUAUACAUGGAGCAGCUAGAAGGGUUUGUGAAACCAGGUGAGGAGAAGCUUGUAUGCAGAUUGAGAAAGUCUCUGUAUGGGUUGAAGAAGGCUCCAAGACAAUGGUACAAGCGGUUUGACUCCUACAUGCAGAAGAUUGACUACCAAAGAUGUGAGUAUGACUGUUGUGUUUAUAUACUUAGCCGUGAUGGUCGUCCUCCUAUACUCUUGUUGCUUUAUGUUGAUGAUAUGCUUCAUUGUUGGGAGAAAUAUGGAUGA
Messenger RNA from Microthlaspi erraticum, 1077 nucleotides. The record is from the annotation of a GenBank genome assembly. NCBI's taxonomy places the organism in Eukaryota, Viridiplantae, Streptophyta, Magnoliopsida, Brassicales, Brassicaceae.